Molecule: messenger RNA, 2299 nt
Organism: Cynoglossus semilaevis (tongue sole)
Lineage: Eukaryota; Metazoa; Chordata; Actinopteri; Pleuronectiformes; Cynoglossidae
Gene: fitm1l
Product: fat storage inducing transmembrane protein 1, like
Exons: 2
Coding region: 1210-2061 (283 amino acids)
Biological process (GO): phospholipid biosynthetic process; lipid droplet organization; lipid storage
Cellular component (GO): endoplasmic reticulum membrane
Molecular function (GO): coenzyme A diphosphatase activity
Source: RefSeq, a predicted model, not a curated record
CUAGUUGUUGAACAAAAAUCUCUUUUUUUAAGGUUAUAGUUUGAGGUGAUUUAGUCAGGAUAAGGUUAUAAAGGAGUUAUUCAGAAAAGUGUCCUGGUUGGUUUGACUGUACAUACCAACAAGAAUAGCUGGAGGAGAAUGUGUGUGAGUGAGUAUGUGAUUGACAGUAACAGGCUGCAACAGCAAGUGAAUGUCAGUCCAGUCCAGAUACAGUGCGAAGGUCAUUACUAUUAAUACACACACACACACACACACACACAGUGAAACACACACACAAACACAGAGGGUGGCACAGAGCAUCUAAUUACAAAUAUGUUGCCUAUUUUAAUGCACACCAUUUAACCACAGUCUGUUAUUUCAGCUAAUGUGCAGUUGUGAAGAAAUCCUCUAAAGUGUUAGUAACACAGAAGUAACAUUUUAAUGGAAUAAUCUGACUAUGCUGACAUCCAGGCCAAGUAUGAGAGGGCAUGAAUAUAAAUAGUAUUGCCACGUUUGUGUGUCUCUGUGUGUGUGAAGGGAAAGGAAGAAAGAAGAUACAGCUGCUGGUCAGGUUUCUUUGGAAGUUAAAACGUCUUGGACGAUACUCCGUGCAGUCUGUUCAGUCCUGCAGGAGAAAUGACAAUGGCUGCACCAGAGGACAGCAGGACAAAGACACGUGGGAGCCACAAGGUCAGAGAAGACUGAUGCUGCGCCUGUCUGGACUCAGCUGUGGUCAAAGUGAAGCUCGGACAACAACAGCAUGACUGAAGACUUUAAACAUCUUUAAAACUUCAGAAGAUGAACGUGCAGGAAAGUGCAUGGAUGUGAUGGAAUACAACAUGAGAUUUUUGGCAUUAACAUACAGUGUUUAUAGAUGAUUAUCAGUCUGUGUAAUACUCCAGACUACCACUUCAUCCACGCCACAUGCCAACACCAGCUAACAGCCGCUAACAGUGUCUGUUUUUUUCUGCUACGUAACCAGCAGCUGUGAAAUGUUGAGGCCUUGGCUCCCAUCAGCAGUAUUUAGAAAACUCUGAAUACCUUCUUCUACACAUACUUAGGAAAUACUACCUCUGCAGCAGCAGCACUACUUGCAUUCUUAAGAGGAUUACAGCCCCGUCACAUGAAAUUGUGCCAUUAAAACAAACUGCUACUGCAUUCCUUGACCAACUGCUGCUCAUUUCUACGCCGUGUGAGUCUUCAUCUGGUCAGUAUCGGUUCUGGGUCCAGAUGUUCCUCCACACGCUGCUCGUGGUCCUUACGGACCUGACAGCCCACCUCCUGGGUAGUAAAGUGUUCCGGAAACACUUUCACCUGCUGCUAUCUGCAGUGGUGAUGUUUGGUCCUGCUCUGAGCUACUGGGUUUCAAGCCACAGUGUCUUUGCCAAAAGGAGCCACUUUAUCUACAGAGUGUUCCUGCGGUCUGGUUUGGGAUGGACCUGCAUCUUCGUUGGGUCCUUUAUGUUCCUCCUGACCUUCUCCAUCCGUCGCUCUGUUGCCCUCUCUGUCCGUCACCUGUCCAGGAUUGGGGUGGCUGUUGGACUUUGGCACAGCUUCUGUAGAAUCCUGAGUUAUCUGGAAGAUGCAACAGGAAGUUGUUAUGAAUCUCUUGGCUCAGAGGCCAACGAUGGCCAGCCUCUGCUGCUGCUGAGAGAAGAUCGGGGUAAAUCUGAAUGCCUUAAAGCUGGGCUGUUGUGGAGAGGAUAUGAAGUCUCAGAGGACGUCUUCCUCCUGUGUCUCUGCUGCCUGUUGCUGGCAGAGGAGACAGCUGUGUUUGGGCCGUACCUGAGUUUAGGAGGCGUCUCAGACGCUCCUCUAAGGAUCCUCUUCCUAUUCUGUGUUCUCCUGUUAGGGCUUUGGAUCUUCCUUUUACUCUGUCUCUUGGCCUACUUCCCACAGUUCCCUGCACAGUUGCUGGGGGGCGCUGUAGGCUGCUUGAGCUGGAGGGGACUCUACCAGGGUUGGUAUCGCAACGGGCCAAGCUGGUUCUGUCCUGGCAGGCCUGGACUGGGCUUGCUUAACACAAAGACUGAGAGCAGUGAGGCUAACGGCAAAGAACUGAGCCACGAUCACAACAGUUAAAUGAAACAAAACAACAGAGACUUCACGUUAAACAUGCUUAUAAUCAUACAUUAAAUAGACUUUUAUUCUUACGAGAUUCUUUUCAUUAAUCUAAUGUUAGCAAACACACAACAAAGGAAUUAAAAGAAAGUGUGAACAAAAGAAUAUCUACAGUCUACAGUUAUUUUUAUUAUCAUAUUAUGCUCUGAAGUACACUAAAAAAAAAAAGAAAUUCAACAUUUAACAACUCAAUCCUAAC